GUAGUUCUUUCGCUAGUGUGUGUUAUUUAAUUGACAUUUGUUACACAAACACACAUAUGAAGGAAGAACCAAGAGCCUCGAAAAGAGAUGUAAGCGUCGUGCGUAUGGCUCGAAAGAGCUUACUAAUUUUUGCCGUGGUGGUUGCUCUAUUUGCCACAGGUCUGAGGUGAGUGCCAAACGCCAUAACCACCCCGAGGAUCCAAACGGGGGCCAAAGGCAACCCAACCUCAUCUUCAGCGUCCGACACGGUUGGUGCGUAUUUUAGAAACGCAGGGAGUUUUGUGUGCCCCCAGGAACGCUACUUUACACGUGAGGAAAUUGCUCAACACAUCACUCAGAAGGAUUUGUUGAUUGUCAUAGAUUCGAACGUAUUGGAUAUUAGCGGAUUUGGAAAGAUGCACCCGGGUGGUGCAAUGAUGCUCCUAGAAGGUUCUGGGGGUCAGGACAUGGAAGCUAUCUUUUCUGACUUCCAUCCGCCAUCGGUAGUGGCUUCUUUCAAGCACUUCUGCAUUGGCCGACUCAGUAACCAUAGCGGAUAAGAAUUGUUUGUGUCCACUUAUUAUUAUUAAUAACCUGGUCUGCACUUAGCAAGGCAUUUAUCCAUCUGUUUUUAUGCAAUUGAAGUAAAACAUAUACCUAUGUAGAUAUAUAUAUAUAUAUAUUGUUAAAGAAUGAGGGAGAAUAAACUAAAUGGCAUAUGCUGUCCACCGAAUGAGAACCUUCUGGUGUUGUGUGUUAGUUUCCUUACAUAACAGCGCAGAUUGAGGAGCUCUAUAAAUCAAAAUUUACUGUUCAUCCAUAUUAUUUCUAGAAGGAAAGUGUGGGAAAUCUCAAUAUUGAAAAAACUAUUAUGUCACUUCAAUGUGUACCAUGCAUGAUUUUUUUCUGAAGUCCCAGUUGUUCUGGGUUUCCUGACCUUCUCCUUUGUCCUUUUUUUUCGUGCCUUAUUAGAAGAAAAGUACUUUCACUAAUACCUUUUCCUAUCAUACGUUGCGAUUACGAGUAUAGUUAGGCAUUUUACCCUUUCCUUCCGCUUAUCCAACCAUCGAUGACGGAACCGGCGUUGAAGGGAACACUUUUGUUGCUCCAAAACCGCACUCGGUGCGACCCGGAGUCGUAUCGAGAAGAAUUCCUUGCCCAGCUAGAACACUUCCUGGCAUCCAGUACAACGGUAGCCUCGCAGCGUGUGGCGAACCCGCAGUACAUUGCUGUGCUUAAUUAUUUAACUCAUGUGAGUCACUGCUUCCCCAAGGAGUCUGAAUCGGUAGCCAGGACUGUGCUAGACUUGCUUCGUCAGUCUUGCGAUGGCGGCAUCCCACUCGAGCUACGCGAAGCCUUGGUCAAGGCUUUGAUCUUGCUACGUUCCAAGAGCCUAGUAAGCACGGACGAAACAUUUCCCAUAUUUUUUACGUUACUCCAGGAGCGUAAUAAGACCACACGAAAAUUAAUCCUUUCCCACAUUGUAAGCGAUAUUCGGAAAGCGAGUUUGCCUGGAACCAAGGGCGGUGCGAUGACACAUAAAAGAGCCCAGAAUUAUCUCUUUUCUGUUGUGGAGGAUGACGAUCCAGUGCAGGCACGAUGCGCAGAGCUUGUCAUGAUCGACCUGUACCGCCGACGAAUUUGGUGCGAUGAGCGAACGGUGGAGGUAAUGACGAAGGCAUGUUUUUCGCGGCAUACCACGAUUCUGCGCACCGCACUGCGCUUCUUCUUGAUGCAGAUGCCUAAGGGACUCUCGGCCGAUUACGACAACGACUCUGACGAGGAGACGCAGGACCCCGGCCGUUCCAUCUCAAAGCUAAAACAGAAGCUAAAGAUUGUCAAAAAGACUGCAAAACGGGAUCGUGUUUUGAAGCGCACGAUGAAGGGCAUCAAACGAAAGUACGACAAGGAGGAGCGUGAGGAGGAGUUGCAUGCAAAGCAGCAUGUCGACCCUAUUCGGCUGCUGCGCGACCCUCAACAGUUUGUGGAGCGACUUCAAUCUAAACUUCAAAAAACUUCGGAGCGCUUUGAGGUGCGCAUCUUGUACCUGAACGUCAUUGCGCGCACGAUCUCCGAGCACGAGGUCAUCCAUCUGCCGCUGUAUGGAUUUCUAGUGCGCUACAUGGAGCCUUCACAGCUCCACUCCACGCAGCUCCUUGCCCUGUCCACGAUGUGCGUUCACACGAUGAUCCCACCUGACGCUGUGGAGCCAUUGGUGAAGGCGAUUGCUGACCAUUUCGUGACGGAUCGCUCCUCGGCGGAUGCCAUCACCGUCGGCCUCAACACCAUCCGGGAGAUCUGCAAGCGGCAGCCCCUUGCGAUGAGCGAGGACUUACUAAAGGACUUGGCUGAGUACAAGAACCAACGGGGGGACAAGGGCGUCAUGAUGGCCUCACGGGCGCUCAUUCAGCUAUACCGCGACCUGUACCCCCGUCUGUUGCCGGCUAAACUGCGAGGCAGCAAGGCGGGGGCGCCGGAGGAUAAGGAACGGCCCAUCUACGGUCGAGAACACGUCUACCGCGACAUCCCAGGACUGGAGCUUCUCUAUCAAACGGCCACGACUUCUGGCUGUGAGAGUGAUGACGGUGGGGCAAGCAGUGGAAGCGGCAGCCACAGCUCAACUGAGGAGGACAGUGACACCGGGAGCGAUAGUGGUGCGUGGGAAACGGACACCGAUAGCGAGCUGGACCCGGAGGAUGUUGAGGGCGAUUUCGUCGAUGUCGCCGAUAGCUCGUGUGAUGAGGGGGACGAAUGUCCUCAGUUAGUUUCCGUUGGUCUCGGCCGCGAUGAGGGGCCAAAGGCGCGCCAUGCCUCGCCGUGCAAUGAUGAGGAUUCUUUGCGGAAGAAACCACGACUGGAUUCCCAAGGAGAAAACGACAGCGAGACGUCUAGCCUGGCCAUCGACAACAGCGAUAGCGAUUGUGAUGAGGAGGAGGUCGAGUCAACAGAAGAAAGUGGAAGUGAAGACUACAAGGAGGAGGAUUCCUGCUGCGAGGACGAAGACAACGAAGAAGUGGAGCGCCCCACACUAUCCGCUGCAUUGGUCGCAGCAUCUACCGAAGACUGGUACGAAGAUAUUAAUAAGGACACCAGAAUCCGCAACCGGUCUGAAUCCUCGCGCAACAUGUCCUCUGCUGGGACCACUGCUUCCAUUUCAUCUAAUCGCAUUCUAACCGACGAAGACUUUAAAAAGAUUCGCAGGCUUCAAACACAGAAUGGUAGUCAUCAAUCUUUGCAUGGCAAACUUAAGGACCGAGAUGCACGUAACAAGCGGCGACAUGAUUUUAUUCAUGGAAUCUCGGCUGAUCUUUCGGCCGUAGACAUUGAGCAUUUUACAGAGAAGAAGCGAGAAACUGACAAACAGGAAAAAAUCGAGCGCGCUCAGGAGCUGCGCAAAGCAAGUUCAAAGUUUGAGAUUCAGAAGAAGACAAAGAGCAAGCUCAAUUCGACGCAUGGUGAGCACUCCAAGAGGGGUAAGUUGUUCCAGAUGACAAAGCGCUCACGGCGCGUGGCGACGAAACUCAAGAGCUCUAUUACAGAUCGCGCGCAACGCGCGAAGAGCAUGAAGAAAAAGGAUAUCAAAUUCCGUAUCAAACGAGGGUGGAAGGCAUAA
Phytomonas sp. Hart1 is the source of this 3592-nucleotide messenger RNA. The record is from the annotation of a GenBank genome assembly. NCBI's taxonomy places the organism in Eukaryota, Euglenozoa, Kinetoplastea, Trypanosomatida, Trypanosomatidae.